ACUGGGCACUAGUAAAGCGAAAACCUAAACCUGAAGAUUCGGUUUAAUUACACUCCUUCCUAGUAGUUACUUGGGCUGUAGGUAGAUCACAGGGAUCUUGGUGGAUAUAGACUUAUAUACCACCAAACCAAAUGUCCUGCCGAACAAAAGAGAGUGAGCCCUUCGAUGUAGCAGUGAUUGGUGCAGGAAUAUCUGGCCUGGCAACGGCCAAAUGCCUCCUUGACGACAAGUUCAGCAUUAUUGUUUACGAGCAGUCAGAUCAUAUCGGAGGGCUAUGGCAGUUUCAAGAGGAUGGCUACGGAGUGAUGCGGUUCACCCACAUAAAUGUAUCCAAACACAACUACUGCUUCUCAGACUACCCUUUCCCAGAUGAAACCCCAGACUUCCCUCACCACUUACAUAUGAUGCAGUAUGUGCACAAUUACGCCAAGCACUUCAACCUCCUGCGACACAUAAUAUUCAAGACAAAAGUUGUCACAAUCAAUCGCAUGGACACUGGCCUGUGGGCAGUCACCAGCAGGAAGAUCGACAGUGAUGAGGCAGAGACAACCCAGCUCUUUAGAUAUGUUGCCAUAGCAACAGGUCACCAUGCGACUCCAAUACACCCCUCAUUUCCUGGCCAAUCCAACUUCAAAGGGGAAAUCAUACACAGUGUCAGCUACAAAGAUGCAGCCACUAAUGGCUUGGUGGGGAAGAAAAUAGUGGUGGUAGGCAUAGGAAACAGUGCUGUCGAUGUAGCUGUUAAUGUUGCCGAGAUGGGCGGUACCAAGCCUGUGACCGUCACUACACGUUCAGGAGCGUGGAUAAUCCCUAAUUACAUUGCUGGAUGUCCUACUGAUCAUUAUGCAUGCCGUGCCUUUCUAUGGCUACCAUGGAAGGUAUCUAGCACCAUAUUUGGAUGGAUUGUCCGUUGUGUGUUUGGGAGUCCAUAUAAAUGGGGUCUGAACCCAAAGAUGGGUGCAUUACAGACUCAGCCAACCGUCAGCCCUACCUUGAUACACCACAUACAGAGAACCAACAUCAUCAUCAAACCAAACAUUAGCAGAUUUGAGGAAAAUAAGGUUGUGUUUACAGAUGGCUCUAAAGUUGAUGCCGAUGUUGUUGUGUGCUGCACUGGAUAUACCAUCAACCUCCCAUUUCUGUCAGACGAUGUCAAGUCAACCGUAGUGGAAGAGGGGACAAAUAAGACCAAGCUUUUCAAAAAUGUGUUCUCCCCCCAGCUGGGUCCUUCUAUAGCAUUCAUUGGCUUUUCACAGCCAGCUUCAGGAGGCCUGCUUCCCAUGUCAGAAAUCCAAGCACGGUGGUUUUCAGAGCUUUGCAAGGGAACAGUCAAACUCCCUGAUGCCAAAAUCAUGCAAGAAAUCAUGAAAGAAGAACAGCAGCACUUUGAGACUCGUUACCAUGCCUCUGCUCGUCAUACAAUACAAAGGGAUCCCAUUGUCUACAUUGAUGAUAUCUCAUCAUAUUUUGGAGCCAAGCCUCAGUUCUGGAAGCACCCUUCCCUUGCAUGGAGACUUCUUGUUGGCACAUGUGGGGCGGCCCAGUGGAGGUUGCAGGGGCCUCAUAAAUGGUCCAAGGCAAAACAAACAGUGCAGUCUGUCCCAGUCACUCCCAUGAUGCACUAUUUUGGGCUAGUUGCCUUGCUUCUUCCUCUUCUCAUUAUAUCUGCUGUUGUUUGUAAAUUUUGUUGUUAGUGGGAAUUAUUUUUUAGAUCUGUGUAAAAUUAUUAUAUAGUAUAACUUGCAAUUACCUAGUGUAAAAGAUUAUUAGUAUAUAAAAAGAAACCUGCCUGGUUAAAUGGUUUAAUCAGGGUACUAUCUACUGUCACAACAAUUUUUAAUUGAUAGAUUAAAUAAUCAAUAAACAAUCAAUCGAUC
Nematostella vectensis (starlet sea anemone) is the source of this 1877-nucleotide messenger RNA. Its product is annotated as flavin-containing monooxygenase 5. The coding region runs from base 132 to 1694 and encodes 520 amino acids. NCBI's taxonomy places the organism in Eukaryota, Metazoa, Cnidaria, Anthozoa, Actiniaria, Edwardsiidae. Gene Ontology annotation, molecular function: flavin adenine dinucleotide binding; N,N-dimethylaniline monooxygenase activity; NADP binding. The record is from RefSeq and is a predicted model, not a curated record. The transcript has 3 exons.